This is a messenger RNA of Panonychus citri (citrus red mite), 3384 nucleotides long. RefSeq lists its product as uncharacterized. Gene Ontology annotation, molecular function: glucosaminyl-phosphatidylinositol O-acyltransferase activity. NCBI's taxonomy places the organism in Eukaryota, Metazoa, Arthropoda, Arachnida, Trombidiformes, Tetranychidae. Bases 897 to 2345 code for a protein of 482 amino acids. Gene Ontology annotation, biological process: GPI anchor biosynthetic process; protein localization to plasma membrane. The transcript has 6 exons. The record is from RefSeq and is a predicted model, not a curated record. Gene Ontology annotation, cellular component: endoplasmic reticulum; membrane.
UUUUUGGUUCUUUUUCCCAAUGAUUACGUUUGAUAUUUUCUUUUAUUUUUCUUUUCAAUUUAGUUUUCCUUGUGAUUUUCUUUAAUUAUUUUCAUCUAAUUUUAAUUUUCUAUUAAUUCCAAAGGUUGAUUGAUUUUCUUUCGCCUCUAAUUGUUUACAAUCGAAGGGAUUUUUACCUGAUUAAGAAAAUCCUGACAAUGGGUUUUUUAUACUCUUGUUUUGUGCUACUCUUUUGCUGAUCUUUCUCACUUUUGCCUUUUAAUUGUUACUAAUUGUUGAUUAUAUUCACUGGUAGUUAUUACCUGUAACUUGAAGUGAUUGCUUAUUCUAUACAAUUUAACCAGAGUAAAUUCUAUCCUGGUUUACUCGGACAAUCAAAUCUUCGGCCUUUGUUUUCUCAUCUCUUGACUUGUUUACAUUGGAAUUGUCAUUUUGUUUUGAUUGUCUCAUUAAUCCCAGUGAUUUACCGAUUAUUGGAACUGAUUAGUGAAAAGAUUGACCAUUAAAUCAUCAUUCGUCAUCGAACCUAUUGAUUGGCUUUUGUGGUCUUGUGUCUAUUUCUGGUUUAUAAGAUUGAAGAUCAACAGAAUCGGAAUAUUGUUCAAAUUGUGACUGAAAACUCAAACUAAUUGCUGAUUAAUCACCUGAAGUGAAUUAGAAAUUCAUUGUGAUAAUGUUUACUUGUCAAGAAAUUAAAUCAUCUCAACCAUAAUCUAAUACUCACCAACUGAUUAACCAUUGAAAGGAUUGAUUGAUUGUAUGAAGUGCCUAAUUGUCAACCUUUUGGAAAGGUUUUUAUCACCUUAAUUGUACAAUCUCAGAUUCUAUCGCUAAUUUAACUAAAUUUUUCCAUUGAUUGUGAUUGUCAAGGACCGAAUUGAUUCCUAACGAUAACCAUGAACGUCUCAACCUUCAUCAAUCGCUAUCAAUACACUCCACCCACUGAGCUUUAUCAUUUGUCUAUUGUUUACAUUUUAUCACAUUUUCUGGUUCUAUCAAUUCUUACCUGUUUCCCGAUACUCGAUUCAUCAAAAUAUUUCUACAAGCGGGUAUUCAUUGAAUCAACGGCCUUGGCGAUGCCGUUCCUGUUAAGUGUAACUUUGCUCCAAUCGAUUAAUACAAUUAUACCUUAUAUACUAUUGGUCCUAUCGAUGCAUUUACUUUUAUCGUAUUCUAGAGUUUAUGUCGUCCUUAAAUGGCCUGAGAUCGUUUUUCAUUCCAAACCAAUGCCGGUGAAAUUACCUUUCAUUACGAAUCUAUUUUCAAAUGUUAUUCUAACUGUGAGCAUCGUUAUACUAGCGGUUGAUUUUCAAAUUUUUCCUGAUCGAUUGGCGAAGAGUAAAAUUUAUGGAUGGACUUUGAUGGACACGGGAGUCUCUUAUUUCGUGGGCUUAAACGGUCUACUAGCAAUUGAAUCUCGACAAGGAACCUCAACACCUUAUAACUCACCGACUUCAUCUACUUCCUCCAAUUCUCAAUCUAUUUCAAUUUUGAAAAUUCUGUCACCAUCACUUCCCCUGUUCGCUCUUGGAUUCAUAAGAAUGCUAUUGAUUAAACUUACAGGUUAUCAUCAAGAGAUAACUGAAUAUGGUGUAAACUGGAAUUUCUUCAUCGUUCUUGGACUAACACGAAUCAUCUCUUCCGGAAUAAUUUAUUUCUACUCGUCAUUAUCUUGGAAAACACCGAUAAUCAUUGCUCUCUGUCAUCAGCUCUCUCUUUCACUAGGCAUCGGCUCGUUCAUAUUCAAUUCCAAUCGCUCAGGUUACAUUGCCGCUAAUAAGGAAGGAAUAUUUUCCCUGCCUGGUUAUAUUUCCAUCUAUUUAUUUAUGAUCUGCGUUUCUCAUAUUCUCUAUGAUAAAAGGCAUCGACGAUCAAAUUUGGAUAAUAUUCUCAUCUCAUUAGACUUGCUGUUGAUCGCAAGUUUCUUAGCAAGUGUCGGUACUUUCUCUCAUUUUUAUAUCGAACCAAUAAGUCGACGAGAAUGUAACCUCGCCUUUAUCUGUGCCACAAUCGCUUUAAUUUUAUUAAUCACUGUCACCGAACUGUGGAUAACAAUAUUGAUUGAUGUUCUUCAAUAUUUUGGCUACAUGAAAAAACCGCCGCUGGUCAAAAGUUUACUCAACGAAGCGAUCGCUCGUAACGGUUUGGUCAUCUUCCUAUUCGCCAACCUAUUAACGGGCCUAAUCAAUAUGACCUUAAAACCCAAAAACAGAGGACCAAUUGUGGCCACAAUUUGUCUUAUUUUUUACUCUUACUGUUUAUGCUUUUUUGCGAUUUUCUGUCGAUCCAGUAGAUUCAAUCCAAGAUUAUUAUUUAGCUUCAAUUCACGAGCUCGGUACUUGUAAUCAAAUCAAAAUCCAAUCAAGUGCAAUAUCCAAAUUAUGAAACAAGUAAUUCAUUUGAUUACUAUUCAGUUGACAUUGGAAUCUAAUAUGAUUGAUUUAGUUUCACCAACCAAGUAAACAAAAUGCUAAUUAACUUUUACCUGGUCUUUAUAUCUGAUUGGAUAACGAGAAGGAAGCAAAAAAAUUCCCACUUAAUGACCGGUUGCAGUUGUAAUUACAAUUGAAUCGCUAAUUUAUCAUUCUAAUUGUAUUUUGUUGUUUAGUAAACAUUCACACAAACUAAAACAAUCAAGCAAAUUGAAAAAAAGGAUAAUUAUCAUUCGUACAUAAACAAUUAACUUGAACUAAAAGUUUCUACGGUUAUGUAAGAAAAGCAAAGAAACCGGAAUCAUUGGUGAAUCUAAAAUGAUUAUUACAGCCAAUUAGUUAAUCAACUGAACAAGAUUCAAAUUUAUGGUAAUGGUAUUCAUGAUAUGGGCCAUCGGAAUCCAGAUCUUAUGUCCAUUUGAAAUCAUUUCCUAUUCUCGGACACUCAUUUGUGGUUACAUGUAAAUCUGUCAGCAAUCAAUUGGAUCUCUAACUAAACAAUUAAAUCAAUUACCUUGAUUUGUUUUCUUAUUCAUCAUCAUUAUGUAUUCUACUCUCUCUCUCUCUCUCUCUCUCUCUCUCUCUCUCUCUCUGGGGUAGAUGAGAGGAUAGAAGAUUCUAAAUAUGCAUAUUCUAUUCUAAUUCUACCUACACUCAAUUUCCGAAGGAAAAUUAAAAAUUCGAAUUCGAAUGUUAUUCAAAUUUCGAUGCUAACUGUCAAUUAUCUGGCCACAAGUAAAUUCCAGAGGCAUACGGGUUCUAAUCUGUUCACCAUCAAUUCCCAAUUAAUCGUAAUCAUCCUCAUCUCGAUACCUUGAAACUUUUGGACGAAAACGAAAACAAGAUUAACUUAAAUUGUAACAAAUUACUUUUCUCGGUAAUUGAUUUAAACGUUGGAGAUAAACAUUUGAUUUGAAACGAAAAUAACAAGACAAAGUCACAGUUUUUUUUU